CUCUUCCUCCUUUCCUCCUCUUCCCCCUCCUCUUCCUCCUCCCCCUCCUUCCCCUUUUCAUCCAACUGGGAUCCAGCCCCUGCCCUUCAACGUCUCCUUGCAACCGAGGCCGCCCACCCUUCCUUCUCAUGUCUCUUCCCGUGGUACUCCCAGGCUCCUGCUGCCCGGUGGCGGGACUUUCCUCCGGGACGCAGGCUGGGGGUCCCAGCAAUUCGGCCACUAUGGCCACCGCAGCCCAAGAGCCGCCGCUAGCCCCGCUCCGGCCGCGCUUGUCGCGGGCAGGGCUGCAGCCCCCGGCGCGGCCUCGCUGUGCAGUUGCUUCGGCCCCCUCGGUGCUCUCGCCGUUACAGCCCCCGCUGUCCUCCCGCCAGGCUGCCUCCGCCGCCGCCGGGGUCUCGGGCUCCGGACUGCUGCCCGCCCGCCCGUUGCUGUCCCUGGGGCUCCUGCAGCUCAUCUUAGGCUGCUGCAUGGUGGCACUCAGCUUUGGAGCGCUAUCUCUGAGUAGUUCCCCGCAGGUGAAGAACUCGUGCCCGUUUUGGGCAGGCUCUUCGGUGAUCCUUUCUGGAAUCAUAGGACUAACAACGUGGAAAAGACCAAUGAUACUUUUGGUGAACCUCUUUGUCUUACUAUCUGUGAUCUGUGUCCUGUUGAACCUUGCUGGAUUUAUCCUAGGCUGUCAGGGGGCCCAGUUUGUUUCCAGUGUACCCAGAUGUGAUCUGGUGGAUCUAGGAGAAGGAAAGAUUUGCUUCUGCUGUGAAGAAUUCCAUCCUAUCAAAUGUACAGACAAAGAAAAUGUGUUGAAACUCUUCCCAGUCCAGCCAUGUAGUGCUGUUCACCUUCUAUUAAAGAAAGUCCUCUUUGCACUGUGUGCCCUGAAUGCCCUGACUACUACAGUGUGCUUGGUGGCAGCUGCUCUGCGUUAUCUACAAAUAUUUGCCACCCGAAGACCCUGCAUAGACGAAUCUCAGAUUUCCACAGAAGAAAUAGAAGGACAUGGACGCAUUGCAGACCUGGAAGAUUUCAUACCACCUGUGCCACCUCCCUCAUAUUUUGCUACAUUUUAUUCCUGCACACCUCGUAUGAAUCGCAGGAUGGUAGGCGUUGAUGUUAUUCCACUUCCACACAUCUAUGGAGCGCGGAUUAAAGGUGUAGAAAUUUUCUGUCCUCUGGACCCACCCCCUCCUUAUGAAGCGGUAGUAAACCAAAUCAAUCAGGAACAGGGGACUUCAUUCCAAAGUCCAGAGGUGUCCGAAGUUGUGACAGGCUCAUUGGACCCAGGCAGUGCACAGGUGUCUCAAGAUGGAGACAUUCCUAAUACACCUGGGGAAGAGAGCCUAGCUCUGUCAACCCCUGAUUCAAACCUAGCACAUCUUCCAUCCAACAUGAAAGCUUUGCAGCCCUUGAGAGCAAGAUCAAAAAGCGACCCAGUACUCCACCAUUUGACAGCCAGAGGACCUGUACUUAGUUGUGAAGCUGCAACUCAGACUGAAGUGAGACCUGAACUGGCUCCAGUGAAUUUAAGAAAGGGCCUUCGAACAAGAGCUGUUCGAGCUCGACCUCACUCCUUGAUAGACUAUAAAUCUUAUACAGACACUAAGCUGCUGGUGGCAAAGUUCCUGGAGCAGUCAUCUUGUACUAUGACCCCAGACAUACAUGAACUGGUGGAGAACAUCAAGUCUGUCCUGAAGUCUGAUGAAGAACACAUGGAGGAAGCCAUCACAAGUGCCAGUUUCCUUGAACAGAUAAUGACUCCUGCUCAGCCAAGUACAUUGAGGAUAUUGCCCUGUAGAAGAUACCCUGGGCUCCUUCAUCUGGAGAGUUGUGGAGAUCUGAGCACUUUCGUUUCAGCAGAAAGUCAGAAAGUAAAGAGAAGGGUUCCAAGAACAGACCCAGAAAGGCCACACAGCCUUAUUGGAGUUGUAAGAGAAACUGUGCUCUGAAUUAGCCCCAUGGGUCCCUUGUAGUUAGAGCUCCUUUGAGAAGCCAGUGAACUGGGAAUGAAAAAUCAAGACUGGAAAGCCUUAUCUCAUGUAGCAUAUGUCUCUGUGUAUGCUGUUUUAUAGUUUAAGGUUGAUCUAGGAGAGAGGUUUUUGUUCUUUGUCUUUGCCUAAGCAAUUUGGGAUCUACACUACAGGGAAUGUUUAUUUCUCAACUAUUGAUUUCAUCACCAAGGACAUUCAGGGGAUGAGUAUAUAAUUUCAGAUCUAUUGACUCAUCAUUAUAAUUUGUGAGCUCAGUUCAUCUCCUCUUCUCUGGGCAUUCCAUAUUAUAUUUGAAUGUUCCAGACCUUGGUGAGGAUGAGAUGUGAGAGUGGUGAUGCCUCAGCCGCCCCUAUGUCUGUCCUGCAGAAGGACAUAAUCUGUUCGAAGGCUAUUUAUAGCUGCCAGUAGCCUCUUGCCAUUCAGUGCGAAUGUGAGUUGGCAUAUAAGCAGGAUGAUCAAAUAGUUCUGACAUUAUUGAAAUGUUAACGCCUAUGUUUAGGGCAACUCUCAAAGCAUCUUAUUUAAAGCAAACAGGAAGAACUUGUGACAAGUUUUUAGCAAAGUAUUUUGGAGGAGCAAUCACUGGUUCCAUUUCUUCAUGCUUGCAAGACUAGAGACAGUAACUCUAGAAUCAAGAAUAAAAUCAUUCACUUUCUACAUUUAGUAUAGGUCUGUUGGAUCUGUUUGUUGUCCAUUGAAUUGGACUAAUGCUCUGGGAAUACAAAACUGAUACAUGAAUAAGGUCUUAAAAAGUUAUAAAAAGUCAAAGUCUUUCUGGAGUUGACUUUCUCCCGUUCCUGAAUAUAAUGGAAUAACAUAGGAUAUAGAUAGGGACUAGAGAAUGAAGUAGUUAAUGGAAAACUGACUUUGGAGCCAGGAAGAUCUGCAUUUAAAUCCCACCUCUCAUAACUACUGACUGUGUGAUCCUACGCAAGACAUUUAACCUCUUCCUUCUCAAGGACACUGUCUUAGAUUAUAAAUUACAGAGGAAGAUAUUGACUGCACUGAUAGAAGUUAACUCACCAUGAAGGUUUCUCUGCCAAUGAACUCAAAGAAUGAUGUAGAUAUUGUAAAAUAUCAGAGCUAGAAGGGACCAGGUCUGGGGGAGGGGGAGAGAAGGGAAAAGGGGUGUGAUAGAGAAAAUAAGAGAGAGAGAGAGAGAGAGAGAGACAGACUCCUUGGGCAGAUUGAUGAAAACUAUGGAUGCCUUCUCAGAAUAAUAUAUUUAAAUGCAUAAAAUAUGCUACAAAGAAGAUGCAUUACAAUAAGAUGCACAAAGGAAAACAGUUAUAUUGAGAAAGUUAUCAAAACAAAAUAGGGCUAGUAAUCAUUGAUCAGACCAACUCAAACUUAAAGAUUCAAUCAAGAGAGAAUAAUCUACAUUAUGUCAGCCAUAUUAAUAUUGUUUUAGA
This is a messenger RNA of Sarcophilus harrisii (Tasmanian devil), 3394 nucleotides long. It is a transcript of the gene ENTREP1, whose product is annotated as family with sequence similarity 189 member A2. Gene Ontology annotation, cellular component: membrane. NCBI's taxonomy places the organism in Eukaryota, Metazoa, Chordata, Mammalia, Dasyuromorphia, Dasyuridae. The coding region runs from base 129 to 1940 and encodes 603 amino acids. The record is from RefSeq and is a predicted model, not a curated record. The transcript has 11 exons.